GGGGGCUUCUGGGUGGAGAGGGAUUCAGACGCCGCGUCUGGUGUGUCCCUUUGUCCUUCCCGACCUUCCUCAGUCUGCGGCUCUUUUCUCCACUGCGCGCCCGCCUCAGCCGUUCAGCCCUGCAGAGCUGGCGGGUGGACGGGCAUGGAUCCAGGCGGUGGGAGCAGUCUGCGAAGUCAGGGUAGGAAGGCUACACAAAGGAGGCGACGUCCCAGCCCGGUCCUCAGGAAUAAGCGGGCGUGCCCGUGUGGUGUGGACGGUGAGGGGACACUGUAUUAAAUGCCUUAUCUGCAUUAUCAUUGAAUCUUCAUAGCAAUCGAUUGUGAUGGGUACUGGUCAUCUCCCCGGGUUGUAGAUGAGGAAACUGAGGCCUCAGUAACUUUGCUUUAGUCAGUAAAUGAUGAGUGAGCAAAUGAAUUCCCAAGCGUAGACUCAGCCAUACCGCUGCUCUACCUUGCUAAUAACGACCUACCUGUAAGCGACAUUUUUGACUAAAUGUCCUUUAAACAUGUUUUGUGCUCAGCUCUGUAUUCGUGGGCCCUCCAAAGGGGGUACAGGCAGGUAGAAGCCUCCGUCCCUACCUUCUAGGUUGUAUACCUCUGAACUGGUCGACUAAAGAUGCAAAGCCAAGUGCUCCAGUGAGUGUGGUACAGGUUGUUGAGAUGAAGGAGAGAUGGCAAUCAGCUGAAGUUACUGAAUACAUCAGGAAGGAGGCUGGUUUCAGCUGGCUGUGGUUAGGAAGAUCAAUGCGAGGCCAUUCCGAGUCGGAAACAGUCAAGGCAAAAACUCACAGGAUAAUCUCCUGACAUAUCUCUAUGUACACAGACAUAAUAUUUCCAUUGGAAACAGAUCCUGCCACCCGUUAGGAGUCAUCAAGCCUGCGCCCAAGUUCACUUGGACUCUGCUUUAUUCUGGAAAGAUUAAUACAUGGGUUACAGCUCUGGCAGCAUCAAAACUGGCCAGACCAACAGACCUCCCAGGAAAGCAAAACUCCUUUCCCUCAUCCAUGAAGCUGUACUCAUCUUGUUGGAUUCCUGCUGAAGCUGCUCUUUAGCCCAGGCCCCAAGACUGUAUGGUCCCUGUGGCACAGCCAGUGUUGUUUCAGGAGGCAACAGCAUUUGAAGAUAUGACCAAAGAUUGGAAUUAUUUAGAAGGCUCUCAAAAGGACUGCUACAGAGACACAAUGCUGGACAGUUAUGAGAACACGGUCCCACAGGGAUCCUUCUUACAAUUCUCCAUGAUGCCUCAGAGAGCUGGAAAUGAUCCACCUGGGGUUUCAAAUGCAAGUGAAAUGGAAAUGGAGAUAAGUAACAUGAGAGAAAAGUUUCUUAUGAGUGUAACAAAGCUGGUAGAAAGCAAAAGUUACAACAGCAAGGUAUUUUCCAAAGAAAAGUACUUUCAAACAAUAAAGGAAGUUAAAGAAGCUAAAGAAAAAGGGAAGAAGUCAUCACGUGAUUAUCGCCGUGCAGCAAAAUACGAUGUGAUCUCUGUACAGGGCACAGAGAAACUGAUAGAGGCUACUCAUGGAGAACGUGAUCGAAUACGGUAUUAUGUACAUAAGGAAGAGUUGUUUGAUAUUCUUCAUGAUACACAUCUCAGUAUUGGACAUGGUGGGCGGACACGCAUGCUCAAAGAGCUGCAAGGAAAAUAUGGGAAUGUCACCAAAGAAGUUAUUGUCUUAUAUCUGACUCUGUGUAAACAGUGCCACCAGAAGAACCCAGUACCCAAGAGAGGCCUUGCACCAAAGCCCAUGACUUUUAAGGACAUAGACUCCACGUGCCAAGUUGAAAUACUCGACAUGCAGUCAAGUGCCGAUGGUGAGUUCAAGUUCAUUUUAUACUACCAGGACCACUUAACCAAGUUUAUUAUUUUACGGCCAUUAAGAACCAAACAGGCCCAUGAGGUGGUCAGUGUCUUGUUAGAUAUUUUCACAAUUCUUGGUACACCCAGUGUGUUAGACUCUGACAGUGGCGUUGAGUUCACAAACCAGGUUGUUCAUGAGCUCAAUGAGUUGUGGCCAGACCUAAAGAUUGUGUCUGGUAAGUACCACCCUGGCCAAAGCCAGGGCUCCCUGGAAGAAGCAAGCCGUGAUGUAAAGAACAUGAUAAGUACCUGGAUGCAGAGUAACCACUCAUGUCACUGGGCCAAAGGCCUCCGAUUCAUGCAGAUGGUGAGGAAUCAGGCUUUCGACGUUUCCUUGCAGCAAAGUCCAUUUGAGGCAAUGUUUGGUUGUAAAGCCAAAUUUGGGCUAUAUUCCUCAAACUUGCCCCGGGAAACUGUGGCUACUUUACAAACGGAAGAAGAGCUAGAAAUUGCCGAAGAACAGCUAGAAAAUAGCCUUUGGAUCAGGCAGGAAGAAAGGGCUGAGAUUGGAGCAGACAGAUCUGAUAUGGACGAUGACAUGGAUCCCACUCCUGAAGCUGCAGAACCCAGCACCUCACAAGGGACUUCCGGUCUCCUCUGCUGGUGAACAGAUGGCCACUGGGUGGACAGUCACAGGUGUCUCUCUGAGCAUAGUCAUCUGAGAGCUGUUGCCAGAGGCCCCGGCAGAAAGGAUUGAAGGCUGCACUCUCAGGUCAAGUUGUACAUGGCAGUCCUUGCUCAAAAAGACAAAAGUUUGGGUCUGUGUAUUUAUUCUUAGGGCUGCCAUAAAAAAUUACCACAACCCGGCUGGGCGCACGGCUCAUGCCCGUAAUCCCAGCACUUUGGGAAGCCGAGGUGGGCAGAUCACUUGAGGUCAGGAGUUCAAGACUAGCCUGGCCAACAUGAUGAAACCCUGUCUCUACUGAAAAUACAGAAAUUAGCCAGACUUGGAGCCGUGUGCCUGUAAUCCCAGCUAACUAGGAGGCUGAAGUAGAAGAAUCACUUGAACCCAGGAGGCAGAGGUUGCAGUGAGCUGAGACCAUGCCACUGCACUCCAGCCUGGGUGACAAAGCAAGACUCUGUCUCAAAAAAAAAAAAAUUACCACCACCUGGGUGACUUAACAGAAAUCGAGUCUCACAGUUCUGGAGGCCCAAAGUCUGAAAUGAAAGUGUUAGUUAAGGUAGGUUCUUUCUGGAGGCUCUGGGGGAGAGUCCAUUCCAUGCCUUUCUCCUUCCUCUAGUGGCCGUCAGCAAUCCUUGGCAUUCCUUGGCUUGUGACAGUGUAAGUCCAGUCUCUGCUUCUGUCUUCAUGUGGCUUUCUCCCCUGAGAAUAAAUACACAGACCCGAACUUUUCCCUUGUUAAGCAAGGACUACCAUGUACAAGUUGACCUGAGAUACACAGGAACACCUUGUGUGUAUUCUUUCCUGUCUCUUGUAAAGACAUCAUUGGACACCAAAUCCGUGUCACUGGAUUUAGGGCCCACACUAAUGAGGAUGAUCUCAUCUCGAGAUCCUUACCUUAAUUAGAUCAGCAAAUACUCUUUCCAAGUAAGGUGACGUUCACAGGUACUAGGGACCUGAACUUGGACUUAUCUUUUUUUUUUUUAAUUUAAUUUAUUUUAUUUUUUUAGAGACAGGGUCUCCUUAUAUUGCCCAGGCUGGUCUCAAACUCCUGGGCCCAAGGGAUUGGCCUCCCAAAGUGCUAGGAUUACAGGCUCGCGCCACUACACCUAACCAGGACUGACUUUUUUUUUUUGAGACGGGGUCUCGCUCUGUCACCCAGGCUGGAGUGCAGUGGCACAAUCUGGGCUCACUGCAGCCUCCACCUCCCCGAUUCAAGCAAUUCUCCUGCCUCAGCCUCCCCAGUAGCUGGGACUACAGGCGUGCACUGCCACACCCGGCUAAUUUUUUUUUUUUUUUUUUUUUUUUGGAGACAGAGUCUCACUCUGUCGCCCAGGCUGGAGUGCAGCGGCAUGAUCUGGGCUCACUGCAGCCUCCGCCUCCCAGGUUCAAGCGAUUCUCCUGCCUCAGCCUCCCAAGUAGCUGGGACUACAGGCACGCACCCCGACGAACCCAGCUAAUUUUUGUAUUUUUAGUAGAGACCGGGUUUCACCAUGUUAGACAGGAUGGUCUUGAUCUCCUGACCUCGUGAUCCACCUGCCUCUGCCUCCCAAAGUGCUGGGAUUACAGGCGUGAGCCACCACAUGCGGCUGGACUUACAUUUUUAAGAGACACAGUUCUCAUUAUAGUCAAUAGAAGAAUAUGUUUGCAAAACAAGAACUGAUGGAUGAGGUCUCAAGAAUGUAAAGCUGGUGGGACUGCCCUAGAUAUAUCUAAUACAUAUUCCUGCCUCUCAGACACAUACCCUAAAACAUGGAGGCAUCACAGGAAAAUAAGCAGAUGAAGGAAGGCUGGGCACAGUGGCUCAUGCCUGUAAUCCCAGCACUUUGGAGGCUUAGGCGGCUGAUCAUUUGAGGUCAGGAGUUCGAGACCCGCCUGGCCAACAUGGUGAAACCCCGUCUCUACAAAAAUGCAAAAUAUUAGCCGGGCAUGGUGGCAUGCACCUGUAAUCCUGGCUACUCAGGAGCCUGAGGUGGGACGAUCCCUUGAACCUAGGAGGCAGAGGUUGCAGUGAGCCGAGAUCAUGCCACUGCACUCCAGCCUGGGUGACAGAGCAAGGCUCCAUCUCAGAAAAAAAAAAAGUAGAUGAAGGAAAAGUAAUAGGAAGAAACGAGGUUCAUCUGAGAUGCCCUAGAGACUGGCCACCUUACCAACGGCUCUGUUUCCCGCUUUAGGAGAAACUGUGCCAUCCCUUUUCUCAGAACAUUAUGCACAGAUAAUUGUGUAACUGCAUGAAACAUAUAUUAAAAUUAGGUCAGAAGUAAGGUAUGGUUGGAAUUUGAGUAUGCGUCUGCCACUUGUCUGUGUCUCAAGCACUUAAAAACAUAUCCUAUUCCUGGCACAGUUCAGUGCAUUUCAGGAAGUGACCAGUAGUCAGGGAAAUAAUCAAGGUUUCUGGAACAAAAUGCAAGAGUUGGCCUGACAUCACUGCUCUACCUAGAGAGGAGUAGGGCAAGGCCAGUCUGGGUCAUGAUUCAGAAUAAGGAUGACUGACCCAGCCACAGGGAGGACAGUGCCCAGGAUCUGUGUACUCCUACAUUCCCAACGCCUAAGAGUGCCCAGCCCAUGGAAGGUGUUCAGUGAAUUUAAUGAAUAAAUGAUUCUACAGAAAUGGGCACAGGGAAGGAGAAAGGGCCUGCAGUCUUUUAU
Pongo pygmaeus (Bornean orangutan) is the source of this 5134-nucleotide messenger RNA. It is a transcript of the gene KRABD2, whose product is annotated as KRAB domain containing 2. The coding region runs from base 1073 to 2470 and encodes 465 amino acids. Gene Ontology annotation, molecular function: nucleic acid binding. The transcript has 4 exons. The record is from RefSeq and is a predicted model, not a curated record. Gene Ontology annotation, biological process: regulation of DNA-templated transcription; DNA integration. Lineage: Eukaryota; Metazoa; Chordata; Mammalia; Primates; Hominidae.